AUGCGUUUACACGAGUAUUUGAUCCAAAUUGGAGUAAAGAAAAAUGUUUUAUUAAGAUUAUCUACGAAAGCAAAAAAGCUUAAUACAACAUCAAGUUUCACCCUUGUAAAUGAUAAUAACUAUGAAAUAGAAACAUGUGAUCUUACUACUCUAGCAAGUGAUGCUUCUGAAUCUGAAGAAAAACUUAAUUUGAAUUUUAAUGAAAAAGGAUAUCAUGAAAGAGAAUAUAAUUUUAAUGAUGAUGAGUCUUUAUCUGUGAUGAAGUCGAAUAUGAAUAUAAUUAUGGUGUUUUUAUUAAAUCUAAAAAUGGAAUAUCUCUUCCAGCAAAAUGUUGAUCCAAAUAACUAUUGUAUUUCAUUCAAAUCUAAAAAGGCAGCUGAAGCAGGUACCCAACUAGUUAAUAUUCAAGACUUUAAAAAUUUUCAAGUCGAUUAUCAAAAAUACAAAUCUAAAAACAUCAAUAUGGCUUUUUUUAUUACAUUUAUUAAAUCAAAUCUAAAGCGAAAAAUAGAUGAACUUGAGCUCGAUAAUAAUUCAGAUAAUGAUAUUGUUACAAAUUUAAGAAACAAAAAUUCUAUUCCUAAAACUUCAAAUCUAUCAUCUUCUACACAAAUUCAACAAUCUGACUUAAUCUUAAUGCAACAAUCCAAUUCAAUACAACAAUCCAAUUUGAUGCAACAAUCUAAUUCAAUGCAACAACCUAAUUCAAUACAACAAUCUAAUUUAAUACAGCAAUUUGAUUUGAUACAACAACCUAAUCCAAUGCAAUAA
Dentiscutata erythropus is the source of this 771-nucleotide messenger RNA. The record is from the annotation of a GenBank genome assembly. NCBI's taxonomy places the organism in Eukaryota, Fungi, Glomeromycota, Glomeromycetes, Diversisporales, Gigasporaceae.